Dovyalis caffra is the source of this 414-nucleotide messenger RNA. Lineage: Eukaryota; Viridiplantae; Streptophyta; Magnoliopsida; Malpighiales; Salicaceae. The record is from the annotation of a GenBank genome assembly.
AUGGCUGAACAGAAGCACCACCAUGGCCUCUUCCACCACCACAAGAACGAGGAGAAACCAGUUGAGGCUGAUGUCUACUCUGAGACCGUUGGGUAUUCUGAGACUGCCACAGGUUAUGAUGCUCAACCUCCUCCAGUCCCGGAUGUUGAUUACAAAAAGGAAGAGAAGCAUCACAAGCGUCUUGAGCAUGUUGGUGAGCUUGGGACUGCUGCUGCCGGUGCUUUUGCCAUGUAUGAGAAGCACGAGGCAAAGAAGGACCCAGAGCAUGCACACAGGCACAAGAUAGAAGAGGAGGUUGCCGCGGCAGCUGCAGUUGGAUCCGGUGGAUUUGCAUUCCAUGAGCAUCAUGAGAAGAAAGAAACCAAGAAAGAAGAAGAAGAGGCUCACGGAAAGAAGCACCACCACCUCUUCUAA